This is a messenger RNA of Strongylus vulgaris, 1053 nucleotides long. The record is from the annotation of a GenBank genome assembly. Lineage: Eukaryota; Metazoa; Nematoda; Chromadorea; Rhabditida; Strongylidae.
AUGCGGGUUUGGGUAGCGUCGCUAGUAUUCUAUGCAUUUGUAUUUGCUGUUUGUGAAUUUCUUCGAUAUCUAAUUUUAAAAAUACUGCCGAAGCGAUUAUCAACGGAUCUGCUUCUAGAAUUUGUGGGUACACUUCAAAUAUGCACUCCAAUGUUCGAUGUUGGCACAGUUUUGGAAACAUACGGUCUGUUUGGAGUUUUCGUGGAGAUAACUGUUAUUGAGCUUGCUAACUGCUAUUAUCAAAGGGAUGCCGUUGCCAAUCCUUGCCCAAUUUUUGUGGGUACACUCCAAAUAUGCACUCCAAUGUUCGAUGUCGGCACAGUUUUGGAAACAUACGGUCUAUUUGGAGUUUUCGUUGAGAUAACUGUUAUUGAGCUUGCUAAUUGCUAUUAUCAAAGGGAUGCAGUUGCCAAUCCUUGCCCAAUUGUCACUUCAUGCUAUCGGCGCUCAAAAGCAAUCCGACGUGCCGUUUAUGUUUUUCUAACUCAAAUGUUGGCUGCUUACUUAUCGUUUUUUCUGGCAAGAACAUUCUGGAAGUUGGGCAUACAUCCAGUUCACUCUGAACUCCUGGCCGUCGAACAUUGCACAGCGGACCUGACGUCUCAUUCUUCUUUUCUUAAUUCCAUCUCGAUUCGAGCUUCAUCUGCACAACUUUUUGAGGUUUAUGUAUCAUCAUUGAAAUGCAUUUUUAUUCAUAAGAUUGCUGUCACAACUGGUUGUUUGGUGGAAGGUGGUGCAACAUUUAUAGUAUGUAGCGAACAAUACAUUUUAGCAAAAGUGUUUGACAAAUAUACUAAUGACUAUCUGGAGGACACGCGAUUGUCAAAUAUUGUCACAUGCGUGUUCAGUGGAUUUCUUUGUGCUAUAGGUAUCAAUUACACGGGAAUGUACGCAAAUCCAUUGGUUGCAUGGGCCUGUACAUUCAAUUGUGAAGGACUGACUCAUGUCGGACAUUUGCUGGUUUACUGGUUGAGUCCACUUAUUGGAUGGUUCGCAGCUGAGGCAAUUCUUGGAGACGAUGAAGAGGAGGAAUUGGAAAAGAAAAAGGAAUGA